Cucurbita moschata (crookneck pumpkin) is the source of this 1602-nucleotide messenger RNA. Its product is annotated as nicastrin-like. NCBI's taxonomy places the organism in Eukaryota, Viridiplantae, Streptophyta, Magnoliopsida, Cucurbitales, Cucurbitaceae. The record is from RefSeq and is a predicted model, not a curated record. The transcript has 5 exons. The coding region runs from base 454 to 828 and encodes 124 amino acids.
UUAGGGAUGAGGGACCUAUUCACCUUCACUCUGCGCAGAGUUGCAAUCCCCAAGAACGCUCCGACGGACAGCGAUUUGAGAGAAAGAACAGCCAAAUCCGCAUCCAUGUCUUCCCACAUUCUUUACCUCCUUCUGUUCGUUAAUUUUCUUCGCCUCUCUUCAUCAGGUUCCAUCUUCCAAGAAUGACACAUGGAAUGCCUUGAAGCUUGCUCGAGAGUCACUUCCAUUUGAGAACAUAAAUGUGAGAUUCCAUGUCGGUUGGAGAGGAGAACGAAACAUUCUUUAUAAAGGUGUGGAAACCUUUCCCUAGUAGACGCGUUUUAAAAAAUUUGAGAGGAACCCCAAAAGGAAAAUCUCAAAGAAGACAAUAUCUGCUAGCGGUGGACUUGAGCGGUUACAAUAAAAGUCUCACCAGCUAGUACUACAAAUCCAGGGAUACCACCAUCUUCGUUGAUGGCAUUUUUAACAAAGAACUCGCAGAUAUCUGGGUGGAUUAGAAGACUUCGAUACAGAACUCGCAGAUAUCUCGAUGAUUUUCAUAAUCUAAACUCAUCGUCUAUUGAAGCCGCUGCUUUGCUUUACUCAUUGUUUAUCCUUGAUGAACGUUUCUCUACUCUUUAUUCUGGUUAUGUUCAUGACGAUUCAAGAUUUGUUUGGAAUUUUUUGGCUGACAGAACAUCUAUUCCUAAAGAGAAUACUAGCUCAGUCUGUUCACAGAAUUGUGAUGACAAAAGUGAGGUGUGCAUUAGAGUGGAGACUGGAAAGGGAACUUGUAUUAUAUCUACUACCAGCCUACCAGGUACGUUCCGGCAUACUCAACAAGAUUGAAGUUUGAAUCUGGAUCUUGGAAUGUGCUUCCUCCAAAUUCAUCAGACCCGCUGGGGGCUGUCGAUUCUGUUUGGACAGAGCAAUUGGAAUACCACAAGGCUCCGAAUGUAUACCGUUCAAGCUACUGCUUAUGAUCCUUUUGUUUUACUUGUUGGCAUUACUACCACAAUCUUAGCUUAUUUUGCCAUGGUAGUCGUGCAACUGUCAUAAUCGCAUUUUUCAUGGCAGCGUACUUUGCGAUUGUGUGGUACUCACCUCUCAACAACAAAUGCGUCAAGCCAAUACACGCGUCGCUUACGGCCGGGUAACAUAUGCUCAAGCCUCUUGCCUUGAUUUAAAAAGAAAAAUUUAGAAAACGGGUAGAGAGAUUUUGAAAGAGUUUGAAAGCAAAGAUUGAAAGAGACCGAAAGCAAUGUUAUAUGACAUACAAGCAAAAGGCAACACACUUGACUCACACUAACUCAAGUAGCAUAUAACUUUUUACAGUCAUACUCGUCUAGGGUUGUUGUCCAUGGUCGCAUGCCACAAUACUUUUAAGCACAAACUUAAAAAGUAUAAACAUUCUCUGUUACCCUUUAAAAACGUUCUUCCUUCCAAUCUUAAUGUCUCACCUCUUGUAAAAUGGUUCAAAUAAGGUAGGUGUGGUGAGGAUUAGACUGAGUGUAGCAGCUUGUAAAAUCUCUCACAUGUAAAGUUCAUGUUUUCUUAACGUCUCUAGUGCAUUUUGGACCAUUACAAGCUGUUCAUCAUUUUGAUACACUAAGCUCCAAAGCA